UCAAUCCAACGCUGACUCGCUCUGUUCGUCGGUUCUUUCCUUUUUGUUCUUUAAAUUCCUUCUCCCUCCCAUUUUCUCUCUCCCGGUCUCCGGCUAAUUAGUGCAAAUUAACAAAACUGCAGUCUUCGUUGUCCAUCGCGUUUGGAGGUCGGCCAUGGCUAGCGAGGAGCGAGGGCAGGAACCAGAGCAAGAAUGCCUUUACAAGACAAAGGUCGUACAGUUCCUGGGACGCACUACACCGAUAAUUCUCCAGAACGAUAAUGGACCUUGCCCUCUCCUCGCUAUCUGUAAUGUUCUUCUUUUGAAAAACAACUUGAAUUUGAGCGUCGAUACAUCUGAAGUGUCUCUACAGAAAUUGCUUUCUCUUGUUGCGGAGAGAUUAAUCGAUUCUAACAGUAACGUGGAGAACAAGGAUGCUGGGUAUGUUGAAAAUCAGCAACAGAACAUAGCUGAUGCAAUUGACCUGCUUCCACGACUUGCCACUGGAAUUGAUGUCAAUAUUCAGUUCAGGAGAGUUGGUGAUUUUGAGUUUACGAGAGAGUGUGCCAUAUUUGAUCUCCUUGACAUUCCAUUAUAUCAUGGUUGGAUUGUUGAUCCACAGGAUUGUGAUACUGCAAAUGCAAUUGGGUCCAAGUCUUACAACACUCUUGUCGGAGAGCUUGUUUCCCUUGAAGCAAGAAACACAGAGGAAGAACAUAAAAGCAGUCCUGAAGAAGAUUGUAUUGAUUUUUCUGCUGCAACAACUGCAACCUUAGGAGUCCCCUCACCAUGCCUUUCUAGAGUCAGGUCCUUUGAUGAUUCUCCAAGUUAUUUAUCAGGAAAUCAGAAAAUAAGGAAGGGAGACAUGGAGGAAGAAGCAGAACUGUUGAGAGCCUUGAAGUUGUCGGAAGCUGAAUUAGCAACUUCAAUGGGUGAGUCUUUGUUAGCUGAUGCAAGCGGGAGCAAUAUGCCUGUAAGUUCAGAUGAAAAUGAACAUUUGAAGAUGAAUGCAUCACAAGCCCUCGAAAAUACAUUUUCUGGGUGUAUUGGUGAUGAAUCUAAAAUCCUCCAUCAGCCUGAACAAGCUGCAUCAUGGAAUUGCAGUGCCUCAGGCAGCUGCAAUAUUAAUUUGAUAGCUUUUGAAAAUAUUUCAAGUGAAACUAAUCAUUCAUUUUUUGAUGAUGGAGCUAACCUUGAUCAGCUGAAUAAUAAAGAACCUGGCGGUCAUUUUGCUUCUUCUGAAAUUGUGGGGAACGUUACAGAUGAGGCAUCUGUCCAGAAUCAUAGUAAACCUAUCCGUCUUCUGGACAGCAAUUCUUCUUCUGCAUGCAAUGACCAUGUUCCUAUUGACAGAGAGAAGCAACAAAUUCAACAGACAGGUGCACAGGAUACUUCCACAUCUGAAGUUUGUUGUGAGCCAGCAGAUCAAAGUGGUUGUAAAACAACACUAUUCUCUUCUCCAUUUGCAACAAAUUUAGUUUCUGAUGUUUCCAUUGGUGGAAUCAAGCACAUGGAUGAACCCAAGGGUGCCACCUCAAGCCUUGAUGGCAGUGAACCCAUAUAUGAAGGGGAAGAGUGCAUACUAGAUUCAGGUCUAAAACUAUAUCAAAACCGGGAGCCUAUGUAUGAAGGUGAGAUGGUUCUUGCUGAGCAAGCUGACAAAGCUGGAGGAGUUGAACAAUGUCCUGAGAAUGAAAUUACUGAACAGAAAGGAGAACUGAUUAGGAACUUUUUAAGAAACAAUGCAAGCCAGCUGACAAUAUAUGGCCUAUUUUGCCUACAGGAAGGUCUGAAGGAACGUGAACUCUGUGUUUUUUUCCGCAAUAAUCACUUUAGUACCAUGUUCAAGUUUAAUGGUGAACUAUAUCUUCUAGCCACUGAUCAAGGUUUCAUAAACCAACCUGAUUUGGUAUGGGAAAAGUUAAAUGAGGUAAAUGGAGAUACAGUAUUUAUAACAGGCAACUUCAAGGAAUUUAAAAUAGAAGAUCACAUCAAUGACCAGUGGGAUGAGCAAAAUGCUAUGGCUAGCACUGCUGAUUUUAUUGCUAGCAUAGAUAAUUCAACAGGAGCUGGUUCAACUUUAAAUUCUGAUCUGCAACUCGCAAUAGCUCUACAACAACAAGAGUUUGAAAACCAACCACAGCGGCAGAAUUUGCAACAGCUUUCUGUUGGCAAUUCAAGACUUGUGAUUGGUCCUCAGGCGCCAAGGACCAGUGGUAAUCCCUCUUCCAAACAGGACGCCAAGUCAAAAGAAAAAUGUACUGUGAUGUGAAGAUAAUAUUACUACUGUAAAUGUUGUAAUCUUUUAUCAUCCGAUUUGUAUGGCAUAAGUUAACGUUUUUUCUCAAUUAUCUGAUACUCUUUUUUUUUGCUGUAAAUAGAAAAUACACAUUCAAAGCGAUGUUUACUUUACCGAAACUAAUUCAAGAAGCAUUUUACAUUGUUGUA
Molecule: messenger RNA, 2427 nt
Organism: Nelumbo nucifera (sacred lotus)
Lineage: Eukaryota; Viridiplantae; Streptophyta; Magnoliopsida; Proteales; Nelumbonaceae
Biological process (GO): protein K48-linked deubiquitination
Cellular component (GO): cytosol; cell periphery
Molecular function (GO): K48-linked deubiquitinase activity; cysteine-type carboxypeptidase activity; cysteine-type deubiquitinase activity
Source: RefSeq, a predicted model, not a curated record